This is a messenger RNA of Habropoda laboriosa, 1621 nucleotides long. RefSeq names its product putative aldehyde dehydrogenase family 7 member A1 homolog (gene Aldh7A1). The transcript has 8 exons. NCBI's taxonomy places the organism in Eukaryota, Metazoa, Arthropoda, Insecta, Hymenoptera, Apidae. The record is from RefSeq and is a predicted model, not a curated record. Gene Ontology annotation, molecular function: aldehyde dehydrogenase (NAD+) activity. Bases 58 to 1545 code for a protein of 495 amino acids.
CCUCGAUCUUUUUUCACUGCACUGCAGAGUUCAAUAGUUAGCAGCAAACAAUUGGCAAUGUUGCGUUUAUUGUCUAGGAACAGCGUAUAUAUUCUUCAGUUACAAAUGUCUAGACAUUUAGUAACAGAUCCAAAAUAUGGAUUUCUGAAACAAUUAGGUCUUACCACAGAGAACCCGGGUCUUUAUGACGGACGAUGGGGAGGAUCUGGCAAGGUCAUAGAGUCAAUUUCACCAGCUACUGGAAAAGUAAUAGCAAAAGUUCGAACAUCAACUGUUCAAGAGGCAAGUAAUGCCAUUACAGAAGCUCGUAAGGCUUGGCCUCAGUGGGCAUCACUACCAGCACCAACAAGAGGCGAAAUAGUACGGCAAAUUGGAGAGGAACUUCGAAAUAAUUUAAAACCAUUAGGACGAUUAGUGUCUUUAGAAAUGGGGAAAAUAUUGCCAGAAGGUAUUGGAGAAGUGCAGGAGUAUAUUGACAUAUGUGAUUAUGCUGUUGGCUUAUCUAGGAUGCUACCUGGCAGUAUAUUUCCAUCAGAAAGAAAGAAUCAUGCACUUUUAGAAAAAUGGAAUCCCCUUGGUGUUAUUGGAGUCAUUUCUGCAUUUAAUUUUCCUGUUGCAGUAUAUGGUUGGAACAGUGCAAUAGCAAUGGUUUGUGGAAAUGCGAUUGUUUGGAAAGGAGCACUUACUACUCCAUUAGUAUCUAUUGCAACUACAAAAAUUAUUACAGGAGUAUUAGAACGAAAUGGAGUACCAGGCUCUAUUGCAUGUUUAGUAACAGGAGGAUCAGAUGUUGGUGAAACCAUUGUUAAUGAUACGCGUGUACCUCUUGUUUCAUUUACUGGAAGCACUAAUGUUGGAAGAAACGUGGCUCUUAAGGUUCAAGAACGAUUUGGAAAGUGUUUGUUAGAGUUAGGAGGCAAUAAUGCAUUGAUAAUUGCGCAAGAUGCAGAUCUAGAAAUGGCAAUUAGAGCAGUAGUAUUCUCCUGUGUGGGAACAACUGGGCAGAGAUGUACCACUACUAGAAGAUUAAUCCUUCACAGCAAGAUAAAAGAUGAAUUUUUAGGUAAAAUUGUAGAUUUCAAUAGUGCUUUAAAAAGUGGUGGUAAAAUUGAAUUUGGUGGCAAGCAAAUAGAAAGACUUGGCUUUUAUGUUGAACCAACAAUUAUUUCUGGUUUAUCACCUAAAGCUGAAAUAGUUCAAAAAGAGACUUUUGCACCAAUUGUAUACAUUUUUGAAGUAAAUUCUUUAGAAGAUGCUAUUGCUCUUAAUAAUGGUGUACAACAAGGACUGAGCAGUUCCCUCUUUACCAAAAGCAUAGGAAAUGUAUUUCAGUGGAUUGGUCCACAUGGUUCUGAUUGUGGAAUAAUAAACGUUAAUAUUGGGACGAGCGGAGCAGAAAUUGGAGGUGCAUUCGGAGGAGAAAAAGCUACGGGUGGUGGUCGCGAAAGUGGAAGUGAUGCAUGGAAACAUUAUAUGCGACGUGCAACUAUAACUAUUAAUUAUGGAAAUGAAUUGCCAUUGGCACAAGGCAUAAAGUUUGAAUAAUCAAUUAGGAUGUAUAAUUGGUUUCAUAAAAAUAUUUCACUGAUUUAAUUCAAAUCGUAUAAAAUCCACAUGAACA